Molecule: messenger RNA, 351 nt
Organism: Necator americanus (New World hookworm)
Lineage: Eukaryota; Metazoa; Nematoda; Chromadorea; Rhabditida; Ancylostomatidae
Exons: 1
Coding region: 1-351 (116 amino acids)
Source: RefSeq, a predicted model, not a curated record
AUGGAAGUAUUCAUGAGAACCUCGAACAAACAAGGUGUCUCCAAUAGACGCAUGAAAAUACUUCGUGAGCUGUACAAGGACUUCAUAAUCAAAAUUCUCCCAUUCUAUAAUAACAACACAAUCAAUAUGAAGAGGGAAAGGGUUCAACAAGGUGACACAGUCUCAUCCAAAAUAUUCAGUGCUACUUUCAAAAACGUAAUGCAAGGACUGAAAUGGGAUGACAUGUCAGAUGGGCAGCAACAUUAUCUUCGUUUAGCUGAUGGCAUCAUUCUGAUAACACCAAGCAUCAAUCAGGCAGAACGAGUGCUGGUCGAAUUCGAUGAAAAGUUAAAAAGACUGGUCUCCCGCUGA